Apodemus sylvaticus (European woodmouse) is the source of this 4632-nucleotide messenger RNA. RefSeq names its product MIA SH3 domain ER export factor 2 (gene Mia2). NCBI's taxonomy places the organism in Eukaryota, Metazoa, Chordata, Mammalia, Rodentia, Muridae. Gene Ontology annotation, cellular component: endoplasmic reticulum membrane; endoplasmic reticulum exit site. The record is from RefSeq and is a predicted model, not a curated record. Gene Ontology annotation, biological process: protein secretion; vesicle cargo loading; endoplasmic reticulum to Golgi vesicle-mediated transport. The transcript has 30 exons. Bases 60 to 4262 code for a protein of 1400 amino acids. Gene Ontology annotation, molecular function: protein binding.
UUUUUCUGGCAUGCCUGCCGCCUAACGCUUACUCAGGAUCCUUGGUGGCUUGGUUAGGCAUGGCGGAAGUCAGUGUUCAAAGACUCCUUCUUUUGGUUGUUUCUCUGGCAAAGUGUCUGGAGGGUACAAAGUUGCUGGCACACCUUAAAAAAUGUGGUGACUUGGAAUGUGAAACUUUGAUCAGCCGAGUCUUAGCCCUGAGAGAUUACACAGGACCUGACUGCCGGUACCUGAAUUUCACUACGGGAGAGGAGAUAUCUGUUUAUGUUAAACUUGGAGGAGACAGAGAAGAUUUGUGGGCAGGAAGCAAAGGAAAAGACUUUGGAUUUUUUCCCAGAGAUGCAGUCGAAAUUGAAGAGGUGUUCAUAUCUGAAGAAGUCGAAAUGCCAACUAAAGAGUCUGACUUUCUUUGUCUUCUUGGCGAAGGCUACAUAUUUGGAAGUGAACAGAGUGAAUUAAACAGUGAAGAUGAUGAAGAAUAUAUGUACCCAUAUGAAAAAGAUGAAGACUCAAACUAUAAUAUAUAUGAAGGUGAUUUUCAGCCAGAACCUGACUUUCAUGCAGCUUCUGAAGGGACUUUGUUGGAAGACCAAAUUUCAGCAUCAGAAACUCCUGAUGAUUUCAGAUUUUCCAAUGAGUGGAAGGACUGGGAAGGGGCUGGAAGCGAGGGCAGAGGGGAGCAGGGUUACACUGCAGACUCUGACCAAGCCUUGGCAUCCCUCAGUACACCAGAAAGGCAAGGAUGGUUUGGUCUGGGGACAGAAGAAGCUGAAGAGAAGGUGUUUGAACCAGAUGCUGAACCUACACAAGAAUUAGCACUAGAAGAGGAUAGUGCCCUGGAGAAAUCACACAGUGUCGAACCCCAAGUGGAACUUGAGCAAGAGCCAAAAUUGGAGACCUCAGAAUUCAGUUCAGUGCCAGAGGAACAGUACGAUCUAGCAUCUGAGUCCGAGAGCGUUCUCCAACCACAAGCCUCUGGUUGGUUUGGCGGUGGAUUUACAAGUUAUUUAGGUUUUGGAAAUGAGGAUGCAGGACUUGAGUUAUUGUCCAAAGAAAGCAAUCCACCAUUACAAGAUGUUCCCAGCUCUGUUUUACCAGAUGAAGAAGCCUCAGCUCCUUGCAGAGAAAUACCAACAGACAAGGAAGAUACAGUCAUUAACGAUAGCUCUGUUCUCAGUCCAAGCUGGUUUUACUUUGGUUUUGGUAUGCUAGGCUUUACAAAUGCUGAUGAAGACAAAAUUAUUUCAAACAAUGGGGAAAAUGAAGAUGGUGAGGUAGAUAACCUCCAACAUGCUGUAGGAAGUGACUUUGACCCUGAAAAGGAACAAGAAAGGAAAAUAGUGACUGUGGAAACAGAAGACCAAGCAGGUAAGGAAGGCGCCCUGGAGAAGACAGAUGAUUCUGGUUCUAUGCAGUAUCUGAAGAAGUUCUUUGAUAAUCCUUGGGGCUUCCAGAAUCUCCCAGAGGACACAGAAUUACCAUUUUCCAAACAGAAGCUGGAUCAAGAAGAUAUAGUAGAAAAUGACAAAACUGAAAAACUUUCCACUGAAAAUUCUCCCACAGGAAGCAUGAAAAAUCCCAUGAUGUUGGAGGGCAGAUACAGUCUGUCAGAUACGGACUCUGAAAUGGAAUCACCUGUGGGAGUCCAUGAAGGGGUACAUUUCAAGUCCUCAUCUUUCAAAAGGAAUGAGGAAGAUUCAAACUCAUGGGCGGACCCUGAGGAGCUCUUUGUGGGACAAACAGGCGGCUCUGUGGAAGAUGCCUUGCUCGGUGAUACUCAGCUGGCUUCUCCAAGAGAGCAUGCUGCGGAGUUUCAGCUUCUGAAGUAUUUAUUUCAAAUUGAUGUCUACGGUUUCGUGAGCUCCGCUCUUUCACCACUUGAAAUUCUUUUAGAAAGUGUUGUGGCAGCAUUGCCUGAAGAUAUGAGAGCAGACUUUAAUCCCAAUGGGUUUUCACUGGAAUUGGCAGUUUGUGUGCUGACCAUUGGACUGCUUGCUGUUGUCUUGUUUCUGUGGAGAGGCUUCCGAUCGAUUCGAAGCCGAUUUUACGUGGGGAGAGAAAAAAAACUCGCUCUUGAGCUUUCUGCACUAAUUGAAGAAAAAUGUAAACUACUUGAAAAAGUCAGCUCUGUUCAAAAGGAGUGUGAAGGCUUAGAGUCAUCUUUAAAGGAGGCCAGCUUUGAGAAGGACUCAACAGAAGCACAAAGUUUGGAGUUUGUUGAAGGAUCACAAAUAUCAGAGGCAACCUAUGAAAAUCUGGAAAGAUCCAAAUCUAAACUUGAAGAUGAAAUACUUCUCCUAGAGAAAGAGCUAGAAGAAGAGAGAGCAAAACAUUCCAAACAAGAUGAGUUGAUGGCUGAUAUUUCCAAAAAGAUACAGUCCCUAGAAGAUGAGUCAAAAUCUCUCAAAUCACAAGUAGCAGAAGCCAAAACAACCUUUAGAAUAUUUGAAAUCAAUGAAGAGCGACUCAAGGGAGCAAUAAAGGAUGCCUCGAAUGAAAAUUCUCAGCUUCAGGAAAGCCAGAAACAGCUUUUACAGGAAGCUGAAAUAAUCAAAGAACAAGUGAGUGAUCUCGGUAAACAGAAAGUGACAUUGGAAGAGUCCAGAGCACAGGCGGAACAAGUUCUGAGUGAGAAGGAGACUCAGAUUGAGUCUCUGAUCAAGAACUUGCUAAAGAUGAAGGAUUGGGCUGCUGUGCUUGGAGAAGACAUAGCAGAUGAUGGUAAUCUGGACUUGGACGUGAAGAGUGGCCUAGAGAACACUGCUCCCUUAGAUAAUCAGCCAAAGGGAGCUUUGAAGAAGCUGAUUUAUGCAGCUAAGUUAAAUGCUUCUUUAAAAGCCUUGGAAGGAGAAAGAAAUCAAAUUUAUACUCAGUUAUCUGAAGUGGAUCAAAUAAAAGAAGACCUUACAGAGCAUAUCAAAAGUCUUGAGUCUAAACAAGCAUCUUUGCAGUCAGAAAAGACACAGUUUGAAAGUGAGAGCCAGAAACUUCAACAGAAACUGAAAGUAAUAACUGAGCUGUACCAAGAAAAUGAAAUGAAACUUCACAGGAAAUUAACAGUAGAAGAAAAUUACCGAUUAGAGAAAGAAGAAAAACUUUCCAAAGUAGAUGAGAAAAUCAGCCACGCGACCGAGGAGCUGGAGACAUGCAGGCAGCGUGCCAAGGAUCUUGAAGAAGAGCUGGAGAGAACAAUUCAUUCUUACCAGGGGCAGGUUAUUUCUCAUGAAAAAAAAGCACAUGAUAAUUGGCUGGCAGCUCGGACUCUUGAAAGAAAUCUCAAUGAUUUAAGAAAAGAAAAUGCCCACAACAGACAAAAAUUAACUGAAACAGAGUUUAAAUUUGAACUUUUAGAAAAAGAUCCUUAUGCACUUGAUGUUCCAAAUACAGCAUUUGGCAGAGAGCACUCCCCAUAUGGUCCCUCACCACUGGGCCGACCUCCAUCUGAAACGAGAGCUUUUCUCUCUCCUCCAACAUUGUUGGAAGGUCCACUCAGACUCUCACCUUUGCUUCCAGGGGGAGGAGGAAGAGGCUCACGAGGCCCUGAGAACCUUCUGGACCAUCAAAUGAAUACUGAAAGAGGAGACUCAAGCUACGACAGGUUAUCUGAUGCUCCUAGAGCACCUUCUGACAGGUCCCUGUCACCUCCAUGGGAGCAAGAUCGCAGGAUGACAGCCCAUCCACCACCAGGCCAACCAUAUUCUGAUCAAGCUCCACAAAGACAAGAUAGGUUUUAUUCUAAUUCUGGUAGACUCUCUGGACCAGCAGAACUCAGAAGUUACAAUAUGCCUUCUUUGGAUAAAGUGGAUGGGCCAGUAUCCUCAGAAAUGGAAUCCAGUGGAAACGAUACCAAAGAUAAUCUUGGUGACUCUAACGUGCCUGACUCUCCUCUUCCUGCUGAGAGCGAAGCAGCUGGCCGCGGCUUCCUCCCACCACCUUUUCCCCCAGUCAGAGACCCAUUGUUUCCAAUGGAUCCAAGGAGCCAGUUCAUGAGAAGGGGUCCCUCUUUCCCCCCACCGCCUCCAGGAAACGUCUAUACAGCUCCUCGAGACUAUUUUCUACCAAGGGACUUCCCUGGCCCACCACUUGCUGCGGUCCCAGGGAGAACUGUGUACGCACCAAGGGGCUUUCCGCCUUACCUUCCCCCAAGGGCUGGGUUCUUUCCCCCUCCCCCACAUCCUGAAAGUAGAAGUGAGCUCCCCCCACACUUGGUUCCGCCUUCAAAAGAGCCCGCAGCUGACCCUCCGGGAACACAGGAGGCCUGACAGCCUUGGUCUCGCCGCCAGUCUUUUCCUUCUCAUUUUCAGUUUAAGUAACUGCUGUUACUUAUGUGAUUAUAUUUUUGCUCAAAUUGAAGCUUAAUGGAUUAUAAUUCUCAGGAUAGUAUUUUGUAAAUAAAGAUGAUUUAAAUAUGAAUCUUAUGAGUAAAUUAUUUCCAUUUUAUUUUAUUCUAGAUAGUAUAACUAUUUUACUUUGAUUACCUCAUUAAUAAUUAUGGUAGUUUUAUAUAUGUAAUCUUAUAGUUGGGGAUAUCUCAAACUCAAAAGGCUGUGUCUUUAUACCAGGAAUGUGUUCACCAUGGUUGUAGACAAUGUAAAAGUAACUUUAAUCAAAUAAAAUUUUAAUUGAUUUAAA